Arachis stenosperma is the source of this 3134-nucleotide messenger RNA. RefSeq names its product glutamate receptor 2.9-like. Lineage: Eukaryota; Viridiplantae; Streptophyta; Magnoliopsida; Fabales; Fabaceae. Gene Ontology annotation, cellular component: plasma membrane. The record is from RefSeq and is a predicted model, not a curated record. The transcript has 5 exons. The coding region runs from base 22 to 2991 and encodes 989 amino acids. Gene Ontology annotation, molecular function: glutamate-gated receptor activity.
UUUGCAAGCAAGAGAUUAUAGAUGGUGACGAAGAACAACGUUAGAAAAUUGUUGGGUUUUGUUUACUCUAUGAACUUGGUUGUGUUGUUGGGUGUGGCGGCAGUGGCAGAAAGAGAAGUGAAAGUGGGAGCGGUGCUUGAUGUUGGGGUUGGAAUGGUUGGGAAAAUGGGUUUAAACAGCAUCAGAAUGUGCAUCCAUGAUUUCUAUGUCUCUAAUCCUCAUUACAAAACCAGGCUCCAACUUAUUCUUAGGGAUUCCCAAAGGAACGUUGUUACUGCUGCUGCUCAAGCUUUAGAUCUCAUAAAGAAUGAGCAAGUGGAAGCUGUGAUAGGACCAAUUACAACAACCGAAGCCAUGUUUGUGAUCAACCUCGGAGACAAAGCGCACGUGCCUAUUGUCACGUUCUCAGCAACGAGCCCUUCUCUCUCAUCACUCCACACCCCAUAUUUCUUCCAAAUUGCUCAGAAAGAUUCAACUCAGGUGGAAGCCAUAACAGCCAUUAUCCAAGCUUUUCGGUGGAAAGAAGUGGUUCCAAUUUAUGUAAACAACAGUUAUGGCGAAGGACUCAUUCCAUGGUUAACUAAUUCACUUCAAAAAGCAUACAUCCGUGUUCCUUAUCUGUCUGCCAUUGAUUUCUCAGCCACAGAUGAUGCCAUUGAAAAAGAGCUCUACAAUCUCAUGACUAUGCAAACUAGAGUCUUUGUCGUUCACAUGACACCCCUUCUUGGCUCUCGUCUCUUUGCCAUUGCCAAAACCAUUGGCAUGAUGGAUCAAGGUUAUGUUUGGAUUGUCACUGAUGGAAUGGCUAAUUUCUUCAACUCGUUGGACUCUUCAGUUAUGGACUCCAUGGAAGGUGUCUUGGGUGUUAGGCCUUAUAUUCCAAGAACUAAACAGUUUCUUGAUUUUAGAGCUCGAUGGAAACGACAGUUUCUAAGAGACAAUCCAACACUUGUUGAUAUCAAUCUGAAUGCUUUUGGAAUAUGGGCCUAUGAUGCUACCACCGCAUUGGCCAUGGCCCUUGAGAAACUUGACAGCACCCUUUCUGGCUUCACUAAUGUGAGCAAGAACUCAAGCAAUGUGACUGAUCUUGAAAACUUUGGCGUUUCGCGAAACGGUGAGAAGCUGAGAGAAGCUUUGUCAAAUGUUAGAUUCAAAGGUGUUGGUGGUGACUUCAAAUUAGUUGGUGGUGGGGAGUUACAAGCAUCAGCAUUUGAGAUAGUUAAUGUGAUUGGUAACGGGGAAAAAAACAUCGGAUUUUGGAUGCCAGAAAAGGGACUAAUUAGAAGUAUCGAUGCCAAAACUGCAACAACCGCAUAUUCAACUUCUAAGGAGAAUCUAGGAAGAAUUAUAUGGCCAGGGGACUCUUACUCUAUUCCAAAGGGAUGGCAGAUUCCCACAAAUGGUAAAAAGUUAAUGAUAGGGGUUCCAGUAAAAGAUAGUGGCUACUCUGAAUUUGUGAGAAUAAUCCAUGACCCUAUUACUAAUUCUACAAAGGUCACUGGGUUCUGCAUUGAUGUUUUCAAUGCUGUGGUAGAAGCCUUGCCUUAUGCCCUUUCAUUUGACUUGAUUCCAUUUGAAAACUCCAACGGUGAGAUGGCAGGAACUUAUGAUGAUUUGGUCAACCAAGUUUAUUAUGGGAAGUUUGAUGGUGUGGUGGGAGAUACAACAAUUACGGCAAACAGGUCCAAUUAUGUUGAUUUCACAUUGCCGUACACAGAAUCUGGUGUGACUAUGGUUGUUCCAAUAAGAGACAACAGAAAGAAGAAUGCAUGGGCCUUCUUGAAGCCAUUGACAUGGGACCUUUGGGUUACAACAUUUUGUUCAUUUGUAUUUAUAGGAUUCGUUGUUUGGGUUCUUGAACACCGAAUUAACAAUCAUUUCAGAGGGCCUCCUUCUUAUCAGAUUGGCACUAGCCUGUGGUUUUCCUUCUCAACCAUGGUGUUUUCCCAUCGGGAGAGGGUAGCAAGCAACUGUGGAAGAUUCGUGGUGAUAGUAUGGGUUUUUGUUGUUCAAAUUCUAGUUCAAAGCUACACUGCAAGUCUUACCUCUCUCUUAACAGUUGAACAAUUACGCCCAGUUAUUACCGAUGUGCAUCAACUCCUAAAGAAUAGGUUGAAUGUUGGUUAUUUGGAUGGUUCUUUUGUUCGUGAAAUCUUGAAGGAUUUGGGAUUCCAAGAAAGCCAGCUCAAGAUUUACAGAUCUGCAGAAGAAUGCAAUGAUCUCUUCACAAAAGGAACUGCAAAUGGUGGCAUUGAUGCUGCGUUCGAUGAAGUUCCAUAUGUGACGCACCUUCUUCAAAUUUACUGCUCUAAGUAUACCAUGAUUGAGCCAAGAUUUAAAACUGGUGGCUUUGGAUUUGUGUUUCCAAAAGCGUCACCUCUUGUAGCAGACAUAUCAAGGGCAAUUUUGAAUGUGACUCAAGGAGCCAAAAUGAAAACAAUUGAGAAUGCAUGGUUGAAUGGAAGCAGUUGUCCAGAAUCUAAUGCUCAAGUUUCUUCUGCGAGUCUAGGACUCGAAAGCUUCUGGGGUCUGUUUCUUGUUAUAGGGGUUUCUUGUGCAUUAGCACUCAUGUUCUUCUUAGCAACAUUCCUAUAUCAGUAUAGACAUAUUCUGUCAAGCCAUCAGCCCAGUACUUCAAUAUGGACAAAAAUUGGAACCUUGCUAAGUAUCUUCAAUGAGAAAGACUUGAGCUCUCACACUUUCAAAAAAAGUGCAAAGCAAGAUGCAAGUGUAGCUAGUAGUCCUGCUCAUCAUCAUGGAAUAGGUUCAGCUGAGGCAUCACCAAGUACACAUUGCCCUUCAAGUCCUUAUAGCUACACAGAAUCAAAUUUUUCAUUCUAUGGAGACCAAGUAAUGUUUAGUCCGGAUCGACAUGGUGAUGGAACUCAUCAAGGUCAUGAGACUCAAGACAGAGAAAUGAGGGUGGUGCAUGAUGAUACUCAAGAAGUGGCCACUACAAACAGCAAUAAUACUAACUCCCAAGCCACAUAGAACAUCUGUGGCAGAUUUUAACAAAUUACUGUUGUAACAAUUUUGUAACAAACCUCAUGCAUUAAACAUAUUCUAUGACAGUUUAGUUCAGGUCAAGGUUUAGUAACAAUGUAUAUAUGAAUUUUCCAUUUGAUGGUGCAAAA